CCCCUUUUACCCACAAUGCAGUGGUGAUUUGGUCGUGAGAGAGUAAUGGCGGCGUACAGUGCAGCCGGGUUGCGACAGACAACUUUGAAAAGUUGUUCGAAUGGAAAUACUCGAGGGAAGAUGGUUUCCUUUGUUUUAGCCAUCUGUCUGGGACUUUUGAUGAGGACUUGCGAUGCCCAAGAGGACCCUCCAAGAGGCAGAAGCAGUUGUUAUGAUCAUCAGAAUAGAGCUCAGCGGUGUAUGCCUGAGUUUGUGAAUGCAGCGUUUGGACUGCCAGUGGACGCCACAAAUACGUGCGGAGUUUCUUCCACCAACGAAUAUUGUCUGCAGACAGGAGUAACGGGAGCUACCAAGUCCUGCUAUUACUGUGACGCCAGAAGACCCGGGUAUAACCAUCCACCCGAGUUUAUGACAGACUUCAACAACAACUACAACUGGACGUGGUGGCAGUCGGAGACGAUGUUGGAAGGGAUUCAGUACCCGAACGUUGUCAACCUUACUCUUAGUCUCAAAAAAACAUACGACAUUACCUAUGUGAGGAUACGCUUCCAUUCCCCAAGGCCAGAGAGUUUCGCCAUAUACAAGAGGAAAAGUGAUAACGAUGAAUGGGUCCCAUUCCAAUUUUAUAGCGCUUCAUGUGAGAGAACGUAUGGAUUACCUCGACGAGCAGUUGUUCGGAGGGAGAAUGAAGCCGUAGCACUCUGUAACGAUGAAUUCAGUGAUAUAUCUCCUCUGACUGGGGGCAGUGUGGCCUUCAGUACGCUGGAAGCGAGGCCCAGUGCUUAUCAAUAUAUAGACAGUCCAGUUUUACAGGACUGGGUGACAGCAUCAGCCAUCAAGAUAGUUCUGACUCGUAUGAACACUUUUGGAGAUGAAGUGUUUGGAGAUCCUCAAGUCUUAAAAUCCUAUUUCUACGCCAUCUCUGAUUUAGCUGUGGGAGCCAGGUGUAAGUGUAACGGGCACGGCAGCGAGUGCAAGCAGGUGACUAGCCAGGGUCUUGAAGAUGAGCUCAUCUGUACCUGCGAACACAACACACAGGGACCAGACUGUGGGGAGUGUCUGCCUUUCUACAAUGACAUACCAUGGGCCAGAGCCACUGAAUCCGAUGCACACGAAUGUCUACCUUGUGACUGUAACAACCUGUCCAACAGAUGCCACUUCGAUCAGGAGCUGUACCUGAGAACAGGUCAUGGCGGACACUGUGACGACUGCCGUGACAACACCGAUGGCCCUCACUGUGAGCGAUGUCUGGUCAACCACUACCGCAGGCAACCAGAGAAUAGAUGUAUAGACUGUCAAUGUAACCCUAUAGGAUCUGAGAGCCAACAGUGUAACAAGCAAGGCCAGUGCAGGUGUAAACCAGGUGUAACUGGUGACAAGUGUGACCGAUGUGAGGCCAACUACUUCGACUUCACCAACUACGGCUGCAGACCAUGUUCUUGUAACCCAUCCGGGAGCUACAACAACGAGCCUCGUUGUGACACACGCACUGGAGAAUGUACCUGUAAGGAGAACGUAGAGGGACGCACAUGUGACAGCUGCAAACCAGGGUUCUUUGGUUUAAGUGACUCCCAGCCUUUUGGCUGUGUUCCCUGUUUCUGUUACGGCCAUUCCUCCAUCUGCCAGUCAGCGCAAGGAUACUACGCUAGAAAUGUUUCCACUGACUUUGAAACUGGCAAACAGCGAUGGAUAGCUGUCGACCGCCGCAACCAGGAAGUGGCCACUAAGUACAAUGCUUUCACACAGAACCUUGGAGUGUCGGCUCCAGGAACUGACUCCAUGUAUUUCUCAGCUCCAGCUCAGUAUUUGGGAGAUCAGCGUUUCAGCUACAACAGGUUCUUGACAUUCACGCUGAGAGUAGGGGAUGAAAGUGGAGCGAGGGCUUCCAUCAUCGACGUUGUGCUAGAGGGCUCCGGUCAGAAGGUCUCAGGGCCAAUCUUUGCAGCAGGAAAUCGGAUGCCUGGUCUUGUAGCCAAGACUUACCGAUUCCGUCUCCAUGAGCAUCCAGACUACCAGUGGUCUCCUAGACUGAAGUCCGAAGACUUCAUUGCCAUCCUGUCUAACCUUACAGCCAUCAAGAUCAGGGGCACAUACACUACAGAGGGUGUUGGAUUUAUCGACGACAUCAAGUUGGAGACCGCUCGCCGUGGGUUCAAUGCUGGAGAUGAGGCAUCAUGGGUAGAGCAGUGCACGUGCCCCGAGGGCUAUGUGGGCCAGUUCUGUGAGUCGUGUGCUCCUGGUUACAAGCGAGAUCCCAUGAAUGGAGGACCCUUCGCUAUGUGUGUGCCCUGUGAAUGUAACGGUCACUCCACCAACUGCGACGUCAACUCAGGGAGGUGUAUCUGUCAACACAACACGGAGGGGGACUACUGCGACCGAUGUGUGACUGGUUACUAUGGCAAUGCACGUGAAGGAACCUCAGACGACUGUCAGCCAUGUCCUUGUCCUGGAGGCGGGGCCUGUGUGGAGCUGCCCAGUGAUGUUGUCUGUACGGAGUGCCCAGAAGGAUAUGGAGGAAACCGAUGUGAUCUCUGUUUGGAUGGUUACUUCGGUGACCCGUCCGGGAAAUAUGGAGACAGAAAAACCUGCCAGAAAUGCUUCUGUAAUGACAACAUUGAUCCCAAUGCUGUUGGUAACUGUAACGCCACAACAGGAGAAUGUCUGAAGUGCAUCCACAACACAGCUGGCUAUUACUGUGAGAGGUGCCUGCCCACUUUCUAUGGUGAUGCCAUUGCUGAACCAAAAGGACAGUGCCAGCCUUGCAGCUGCUACUCAAACGGCACCAAUCAGGUCGGCCUGCUGACGUGUGACGACAGUGGCCAGUGUCCAUGCCUCCCCAAUGUCCGCGGACAGCGCUGUGACAUGUGUGAUGAUGGUUAUUGGAAUCUUGACAGUGGCACAGGUUGUGAGGCGUGUGACUGUGACCAGAUUGGAUCACUAAACUUCACCUGUCAACUCAAGGCAGGACAGUGUGAAUGUAAGCCUGGUGUCACUGGGCGCCGUUGUGACACCUGUCAGCGAUUCUUCUACGGCUUCUCAAGGGCGGGAUGUCAAGCAUGUAACUGUGACCCAGUUGGUUCCUUGGACUUACAGUGCGACGAGUAUGGCAACUGCCCAUGUCGUACCAACGUAGGUGGACGUCGAUGUGACCGCUGUAUGGAGAACAAGUUCAACAUCUCUGCUGGAUGUAUAGAUUGUCCGGCAUGCUACGACCUGGUGCAGGACCAAGUCAACAUCCACCGUGCCAAACUGCGAGACCUCACCAACCUCAUCAACAACAUCGGCAACAACCCAAGCCUUUUUAAUGACACAAAAUUCAUCAGCGUCAUGGGAGAAGUCAACAAGACUGUCAAUGUUCUCCUUGACGAAGCACGGGGAGCAUCAACUCCUGAUGGUUCAGUGGGGAGACAACUCCAGGAGCUCCGCAAGUCUCUCGGUGAAGUUAUCUACAAGACUGGUCAGAUCGGUAGAAGCAUCUCAUCUGCGAGUCAAGUCUCCAUGGAGACUGAGCAUGACCUAAGGCAGGCAGAGCAGGCAAUUGAACGUGCCGAGAUAUCACUGAAGGCUGCCGAGGACUACAUCGACAGAGAAGGUCGGCUAGCUCUGGACCGGGCACUCCAGGCGCUUGCGCGCUUUGGGAGGCAGUCAGAACAAAUGACAGAAAUUGCAAACAGAGCGAAGUUAGAGUCUGAGAGACAAAUGGCUGAAGCUGAUCGUAUAGUUGCUGUUGCUGACGAUGCCCUCAACACGUCUCGUGAAGCCCUGCGGCUUGCCCAAAUGGCCUUAAGUAUGCCAGGACAGACUGCAAGGGACAUACAGAGGCUCAACUCAGAAUACAACAAUGCCGACCGCCUGUAUGAGCAAACACGGCAGCUGGCGGAGAAGGCAUCGGAACUGGCGGAGAAGGCCCAAGAUGAGGCUCUGGGUCUGUUUACAGAAUCCCAGCAGCGUGUGCCAAGUGUGGAUGUGGAGAAGCUUCUCACUGAUGCUGCUAACAUUAAGAUUCAGGCCAAUCUGAUCAAGGAGGAAGCGGAGAGACUGCUUGAGCAAAACGCAGACCUGAUGGCAGAGGUGACUGAUGGAAAGAUGAAGGCUGAAGACAAACUCAACAUGGGAAUCCAUCUGCAACAGAGAACUGAUGAGCUGCUGGCAGAGGUUGACAGUGCUCGUGCCAAGGCUCGUGAUGCUGUGGAGAUGGGAGAGAAGACACUGAAGGAGGCCAAUGAGACAUACCAGACUCUGGCAGGUUUUGAGGAUCUGGUGAAGGGCAACAAAGACAAGGCUGAUGAGGCUCUGAAGAAAGUGCCCCAGAUCGAAGGCACCAUCGACCAAGCUGAGAGGACAACCCAGGAGGCAAGAAAUGCUCUCAGUGGUGCCAGUGAUGAUGCCAACAAGGCUUUUGAUCUGGCCAAGCAGGCUCAGGACACAGCCCUGACUGCUAAUGAAGACGCCAGUCAAAUCCGUGGUGAGGCAAGCACAACAAAGACCCAAGCCAGCAAUCUAAGGAACGAAGCUGACCGUCUGGCCGAGGAAGUCAAUGCUGCUGAAUCUCGCUUCAAUGAUUAUGAUACUCAAAGUACAUCUGAUAUGGCCCUGGCAAAAACAGCCCUGGAGAAAGCUAAUGAGGCCAAGGAUACUGCGGAGAAAGCUUCAUCAAAGGUGGAGGAUGCCCUCAAGACUGUCAACGACAUCCUGCAGAUAUUAGAUUCUUUUGAAAUGGUUGACCCAAACAGCCUUGAUGCCCUGGAGGCCGACCUGGCAGAGGUCGAGCGGCAGCUGAAGGAAGCUGAUAUAGAUGCUCAGUACAAAUAUAUUUCCAGUGCCAAUGACAAUGUGAAAAACCUUGUGCGCAAGUACACGGAGGACUAUUCCCAGUUGAAGGAAGAUGUUGACAAUAUAGAGGACAUCAAGGACUCUCUGAUUGAUGGCUGCUUUAAGAGUAUAGAGAUUGAGUCUCCAGCUGGAGGCAGAUAAAACAGCAGACAAGACUGUGGAGUUAAUGUUGAAAGACAUGGGGCUAUGGUCAGUGUCAAGCGGAGGCGUGGACAACUUUCUUAAUCCUUUGCUUACUCAGGUAUAUGUCAGAGUUGCUGUGAUCUUCCUACACCUGGAAACCAACUCAGCAGAGGGACGUCUUGGCUAGCUUCCUCAAGGUCACUAGUCGUCAUGUCAACCUUGACCUAUAUCAGUGACCUUUACCUUCAAGAAGACCUUGUUCAGCUGUCUUGACCUCAGCAUUGAUGGUAUUCGUGCCUUAUUACCUCCUAAAUAUAGCCAUAGACCCUCAUUGCCGAACAGCCUCUGUCGGAAUGCUAGAACUGCAUUUACUUAUAUAAGUGUACAGUGUAUCUUAUGAAUAAUAUUGAAGGAGCCUAGCACUAGAGUUUUAUGUCACAUUUCUUGCUAUAAUUGUCCAAUGUCCAUGUCGGGAAGAAUAGGAAACGGAACAAACAGCUGGUAUUCAAGGGGCCAGUCUUAUCUCAGAAACAACCCAGCUGCUUUCUAAUCUGUGGUAGUCCGUAAACAGUAGUCGUCCAUGCCUUGUCCCAGUUCUUCUAUGCAUCUGGCAAGUCCAAACAAGGACCCCUUUCAGUUCAAAUAAUAUUUGACAAACUAUGCUUGGUUGAAAUGUGACAUAUAAAGUCUGAAGUCUCCUUACCUUUAUGUACCCUUGUUUAAUUCUGUAUGUUCAUAUAUUCCGAAGCAAUGAUUGUCAUGUGUUUGAUUAAUUGAACAAAGUGUUUUGCAUAAUAACAAACUUAGAAGUGGGCUGUAUUUGAAUUUAAAGAUAUUUCUGUGAUUCUCAACAUGCUGGAAUAAUUUCAGUGUUUAUUAUUUGGUGUGGAUAGACAUUGAGCAGCGUGUCCCACCUGUGUUAGCAUUGGAAGUUAAAGUGAGGUGGGUUGUCAAAGGUUGCGCUAGUGGUCUGCUGUGGGGAGUGAUGAAUAUUCAGCAUGUCUGUAAUCUCGGCACCAAGUCUGGUAUUGCUCAUCCAAGUGUCUGUCUGUAUGUGUGUCCUUAUGGGCGAUAACAUCCACCCAAGCCUUUCCUAGAUGUACAAAACACGUCUUCAUUAUCUUCCUUUCACCAAGUGUAACCCUUGAGAAAUGCCAGACUCAAAUAGUUCCUCGGUAACCGAGACUGGUCGUGAGAGUUGAUUUGUUCUUUGGUCAGGUUCAUUAACUUGGUUGAUAUCGUAUCAACCAUUGGCAUUGAUCGUUGUUCAGAAUAUCAUCUCUUGUUUGUUUGGUCCAGUUCAGCUAUAUAAGGGUUGCUGACCUGUAUAUCCUUGAUGAACACAGUGUGUAUCCUAAUGUAUCUGUGAUGAUAAUGGCACAGAAGCUGAUAUGCUACUAGAACUGGAUUUUGUAUUCAGGUUCAUGUGAGUUGAAAAGCUCAAAUUAGUGUUUACUUUGUGAAUUCAACAUGUAAUCAUAGGACCAAAUAGCUUCAGUUUCUCUGAAUGUGGCCAUGUGAUGUCAUGGUUUGCAUGUACCACAUUCGACAAUUCUACUUCACUGCUGUGCUGCAUUUAAAAGUGAGAUUUGAUCAUCUGUUUUGAGGGCAUUGUUUAGUCAGAUCUCAUUUCUGGUGUCCCUUGCUGUGAUGCUACUGGAAUAUUGCCUAAAGCAGCGUAAGACCUCACUCACUCACUCACUCAAUCUUGUUAAAUCCAAGGACUGUGCAUCAGGGAAAGGCUUGGACGACUUGGUCUGACCCUUGGCAUGUGGAGUAUGUAGAGUUGCUGAGUUGUAUGUUACAUAAUUAUACACAAGCAUUCUGCCUUCGGUCAUCUCAUCUCUUAUGGUGCUAUUUAUGUUCAUAUUGUAUGGUCCUCUUUAUCCAACCUCCGUAUACACCAACUAUUCACUAGUUUAGUGACAACCAAUCACAUCUUGCCAUAAUCAACGUGUUCUGAGUUCCAGCAGAGGCCAGACUGUGGUCAGCCGUUCUAGAUUCUGUGUACUUGACCGCUACUGUAAGGCAAUUAGCUAUAAUGCAUCCAGCCCUCUUUUGCAUGGUAGAAGAAUUAAGAUGUAGCUUGUUUGGAUGAGCGGCAUCCCCAGCUUUGAAAUGUGCCAAUGUGUUAGUAGUAAUGUAGCUUUUGUACAGGCGUUUUAGAUCGAGUUGACUCUACCAGUUAUUUAUUAUUUCAUUGGAGGGCACCUUUUUAAUUCCCAAAUUUAUUUUGGCAAUUCGUGUAUUUCAAUUGUAAUGUUUUGAUGAUGUAUCAUGAUAAUGUCACUGUAAUCAGCUUAACUGUGAAUGAAUAUCAAAUUUAAUGCUCAUAAAUUCAUAACCACCCUGUACUAAAACAUUGUUAUUUUUGUACGAUGAGAAAUAUUUUUGAAAUUACCUGAACAAAAUUUUAUUUUUGAUGCUCAGUCAGUGACUAAUUUUUCAUGUGCCUUGCCCCAGAGGGGAAAGUGAAUCGUGUACAGUUUUGUUGCUAUGAGGUAGUCUUGUGAUGUUUAGUGCACGAAGAGCUUGGAAACCAGUAAGCAUGUCGUCAUAUAUACCAUACCAGUUUAUCCAUAGGAUUCACAUUUCAGAUGUCAUUUUCAAUCAUGAUGUUUAAUUUUAUUACUGAGAAAUGAAGAGAUUAAUAUACCAUUAGACCAAUCUACUUUCUCCUGUCUCUAAGCCAUAUACUGGUUGUAUAUGUGUUGGUUCAUCAGGGACAAGAUCAAUAGUUUACAUUUAACGUUGUUCUGAACACUAGCGACAAUCAGUAGUGACAGCAGAAUAAGACGUAUCAAGCAACACGAUGGUGCUGUAGAAAACGUGGCAAACAAUACAUCCAUAAUGAGCAGCUAUUUACUGAUAUUUUUGUGAAUUGGAUUUUUUAAUAAUAUAAUUUAUCUAAAAAUUUAUUAAGGAACACCAAUAUUUUUUUCAUGUGACUAUAGUUAAUCUGUCAUACGUGAUUCAAAUGUCGUAUGACAUUAUUAAGUUUGUCGUGUCAUGUUAUGACAUUUACUGUCACCAUGUGAAAAAAUCAGAUGUUUUGUCACAUUUUGCAUCCAUAGUUAACAAGGGAAAAUAUAUUUUGAGAUUAAAUGUGAUCAAAUUUUUCACCUGUUUGAUUGGCUUAGUAUAACAGUAACAGUAUAGGUAAGAUAUGUUAUGUAGGAGAACUUCUUAAUAGAACAUGAGCAUCAUAAUAGAAUAAAGAAGUUGUCGUCCAUAAAAUAUCUUGCCUUUAAAAACCGAAUUUCUUGUAGCUGAGCACAGGUGUCUAUACAUUAAUUAAUAAUUGAUGUGUAGUUUAAUGAUUCUAUAUAUUUACUGAUGUUUAUCAAAAGUUAGAGGCAUGUCACGAUUAACAUCCCAUGUGUUGCGUGCUCUUUACAGGACAACUGAGUCUUACACUGUUAGAAAUUAGGAUAUUUAAACACAAAAACCUCACUUUUCUUAACGGCCAGUAUUGUUGAUAUUGUAAGUGUGCUAUCAGCAUCCAUUGAUGGGAAGGGUUAAGGAUUAGUGUGAAACUUUUAGUGUAUUCCGAUCUCUGUAAUCUGUCAACUUUUGUACAAACCCAUUGUACUUACCUGUACGUACCUGUAUUCUGUAGAUACAACAUUUGAUGUCCUAAACGGAGUCUCUUUUCUACAUUUUUGUAUUAACAUGCAAAUAAAUCUUUUUACAAAUAUG
Messenger RNA from Haliotis rubra (blacklip abalone), 8655 nucleotides. Its product is annotated as laminin subunit gamma-1-like. Lineage: Eukaryota; Metazoa; Mollusca; Gastropoda; Lepetellida; Haliotidae. The record is from RefSeq and is a predicted model, not a curated record.